AUGAACCCAGAGAAGAUUGUUACUUCAGCAUCCCCAAAGAAGUAUGUCUGUUCAUAUUUAAUAAUUAAGGUGCUUUUAGCAUUUGCGAAGAAAUCAUUGGCCUUAUUUCCAGCUAAGUUUCAAAAGAGCAUGUGGAUAAAGCAAGGUAGUUUUGUUGUGGUUGAUGACAAUGGGAAGGUGACAGCUCUUGAAUUCGGCAGCAAGGUGACAUGCAUUGUUUCUAAAGUUCUCUUCUAUGAACAAGUGUGUGCUGUUUGGAAGUCACCGAAAUGGGCAGAAGUCUUCAAAGAAACAGUUUUGGAUGAUUCUAAUGGAAGUCGAGAGGGAGAGACUUCGCAACAAGAAGAUAAUGAUCUUGAAUCGAGUUGUGAUGAGGACGAUGUACUACCUCCACUUGAAGCCAAUACAAAUAGAAAUAGACCGUUUGAAUUGCACCAGGAAUCUGAUUCAGGUUCAGAAUCCGAUUCUUGACAAUUGCCUUGGUGCGCUUGAAUUAGAAUUAGUGAGAAGACAACAAUUUUAAUGUGUAUCUUU
Humulus lupulus (European hop) is the source of this 534-nucleotide messenger RNA. RefSeq lists its product as uncharacterized. Lineage: Eukaryota; Viridiplantae; Streptophyta; Magnoliopsida; Rosales; Cannabaceae. Bases 1 to 471 code for a protein of 156 amino acids. Gene Ontology annotation, cellular component: nucleus. Gene Ontology annotation, biological process: translational initiation. The transcript has 4 exons. Gene Ontology annotation, molecular function: translation initiation factor activity. The record is from RefSeq and is a predicted model, not a curated record.